AAGCAUAGAGUGUACAUUUUUACGCUUUUUAGAAAAAGAGCACUUUCUUUGCUUCAUGCACUAUUUUAACAUUUUUAAUCUCAGAAGAAACCUAUGAGGUGAGGUAUUUUGGAAAUGAGCAAAUGGAUGUUCAUAGUGAUUCAGUAAAUUUAAUCAGGUUACCAAUGAAUAAGUAGCAGAGCUAAGCAUCUCUCCUACAUCUGUCUAAUUCUGAGUCAGUGACCUUGCUCUGAUGGUAUACUGUUUCUCUCAUUAGAUAUCACCUGGCAAGUUUCUGCCUAAUUAAGGAGAAGAAGUCUUUGUCUCAUAUUCAUAAUCUUUAACAAUCUUUUCUGUAUUUAGAAAUAAUAUGUGCAUAUUGGUCUAUGGUUUCAUUUUCUCAUAAACCGGUAAUCCAGCUUUUCUGGGUCAAUUUUUCAACUAUUACUAUUAAUGCUCUGAUCUAACCAAACCUCAAGUACAAAAAAAUUUGAAAGAUUAACAUGUGUCUUCUCUUCCUCAUCUGAACACAUGACUUUUGUUUCAUAGAAAAGGUUAAUGAUCCUGCACAGAAAUAUUACAUAAUUUUGAUUGCUUCAUUGGUUUAUUAUUUUCCUCACCUUGCAGUAAUUUUUCUACCAUCAUUCAUACCUGCAUUGGUAAUGCAUUUUUCUGAUUUAAUUUUAGUGUUUGCUUUUAAAAGUUUCAUACUCAUUAUACCACAGUACUGAAUCUGGAAAAUUUAAGAAAAAGAAUAGUUUUAAAUGUGUAAUAUCAAAGAGAAAUUUAAAAGACCAUUAAUUUUUAGAAAUUCUGAGGAGCUAAGGAGAAGUUUUCUUUGUUAUAAUAAUCUGUAACUGCUUUUUCUUUAAAAACUUAUCUAGAUAAUUUUUGCAUGGUUGUGUUCUGAAAUAUUAUAAACUAGGGCUGGUAACUUUAAAAAUAGUUGUAUUACUGUACAUCACUAGUGGGAUAUAGUCUAGGGACAAAAACUCACAGCAGUAAAUCUUAAAUUGUUUCAUAGUCUCAGGAUAAAAUUAUCCAGUUUUUCCAGCAAAUAAAUGGCAUGGAAAAUGGGAAGAGGGAAGCUCACACAAUGAAAGAUCUUGAGAGACAUGCCAACCAAAGGCAAUGUGUGGUGGAUCUUGUUUGGAUUUGUAUUCAAAUGACAACAAUGACUUUGAAAGACCUGGAGGAAUUUGAAUAUAGCUGGAUAUUAAAUAAUGUUAGCUUAAUUUCUUAGGUAUGAUAAUGGGAGUAUACUUAAGGGUUUUUAAAAGUCAUGGACAGUUAGAAAUGCAUAAUGAAGUGUUUGUGGGUAAAAAUUCAGUUUGCCUGGAGUGUAAAAAUGUUAGAAGGUUAAAGAAUUAUGGCAAAACAUUGAUGAUUGUUGACACUAAUGAUGAGUACAUGGGAGUUCAUCAUACUCUUCUUUUAGGGGGAUUGCAAUUUUUCAAAAUAAAAGGUUUUUAAAUGAUGCUGUGAGAAGAGAGUGGAGGUACCAAAAAGAAAAAAAAGAUAUCCUUCCAGACACAGAAUCACCACUGUUUUCACAGAUCCUACCUGUAUUUAGAAAAACUCUCUAGCCUUUCCAUGUUCAGUCACUUUCAUUUUUAGACAUGACAAGUUCUAUCUAAGACAGUCCUGCUCAUUCAUUCUCCUACCAUGUGAAUUUCAAGGUAUUUUUCUAGCCAUAGAAAUGGAUUCGUGUAUAUUCAGCUACCUGGUGGCAUCAAAUUGCCAUAUGCUGUAUAUAUAUAGUUUAUUUAUAAGGUUAAUCUCUCUCUGCAUCAGUUUCUUCAUGUGUAAGGUGAAGAAUUCGCAACAGCCCUAUGUGGCAGGUACUAUUAUGAUCUUCACCUUACAGAUAAGAAAACUAAGGCAGAGAGAGGUUAAAUAAUCUGUCCAAGGUUCACAGCUACUAAUUAUUUCCAUGGUUCAUGACAAGAAAAGUAUAUCAUUCUAAAAGCUUCCUGUUACUCCAAGCAUAUAUAUUUUCUGUUUUGCUGCAUUGCAUAUAUUCUCUCUUCCCAGUCAAGUUGUUACCUAAAUAUUUCCUUUUUGCCCCAAACUCAAAUAGCAUUAUUGAAAGAGUCCCCACUAAUGUCAUUUCUCUUGUUUGGCCUUCAGGCAGCUGUCUGUCCAAUAAGGUCUGACGGUAGUAGAGGUAGUGUUGUAACUUUACAUAGCUGCGUGGUACAUGUAGGCAGAGUUGGGAACGUUGCAUCCAUUUUCAUCCUACGAAGUGUGAGAUGCUUUGAGGACGCGUGGUGGCGCUGCAGGAUAAGAAGGUACGGACCGAACAGCAGCUGCAGCUCCAUUAACUUGCAAAAUUUACCAUCGGAGCCUGAGAGCCCACCAGAAGCGUGGAUGCCAAAGAAAGGCAGACUGGGUCCUCUGAAAAGGACUACUCGCUGGAAUAUUUCCGAGGUAUAAUAUCUGGUGGAAUUACCGCGGUCUCAGACACCAGGGAUUUACAGUUCUGCAGAGCCACCCUCACAGGAGCCUGUACUCAACAAUGGAGCCCAGCGGGAAGCUCAUUUGCAGACAAAGGCAAGUCCUGUUUUCCUUUCUUCUCCUUUUGGUCUUAUCUGUGGCGGGCGCGGCGGAACCUAGGCGCUAUUCCGUGUUGGAGGAAACUGAAGGCAGUUCCUUUGUAACCAAUUUAGCAAAGGACCUGGGGCUGGGGCAGAGGGAACUCUCUAGGCGGGGAGUUAGGGUCGUUUCCAAAGGCAACAAACUACAUUUGGAGCUUGAUCAGGAGACAGGAGAUUUGUUGCUCAGUGAGAAACUGGACCGGGAGGAACUGUGCGGUCACACAGAGCCCUGUGUGCUACGGUUCCAGGUGUUGCUAGAGAGUCCCUUAGAAUUUUUUCAAGCUGAGCUACAAGUGGUAGAUAUAAAUGACCACUCUCCGGUAUUCCUGGACAAAGAAAUGUUGCUGCAAGUAUCAGAGAGCAGUCCUCCUGGGACUACAUUUCCUCUGAAGAACGCUCAAGACGUGGAUGUAGGCCGAAAUAAUAUUGAUAAUUAUAUAAUCAAUCCCAACGCCUAUUUUCGGGUCCUUACCCGGAAACGCAGCGAUGGCAGGAAAUAUCCAGAGCUGGUGCUGGACAAAGCUUUGGAUCGAGAGGAGGAACCUGAGCUCAGGUUAACCCUCACAGCACUGGAUGGUGGCUCUCCACCACGGUCUGGCACCGCCCAGGUCUACAUCGAAGUCGUAGAUGUCAAUGACAACGCUCCUGAAUUUGAGCAGCCUUUCUAUAGGGUGCAGGUCCCAGAAGAUAGUCCCAUAGGAUUCCUGGUUGUCACGGUCUCUGCUACGGAUGUAGACAUAGGCAUCAAUGGAGAAAUUUCCUACUCACUUUUCCAAGCUUCAGAGGAGAUUAGCAACACCUUUGGGAUCAAUCCCUUGACAGGAGAAAUUCAGCUAAAAAAACAACUUGAUUUUGAAGCAAUUCAGUCCUACGAAGUCAACAUCGAGGCAAGAGAUGGUGGAAGCUUUUCGGGAAAAUGCACUGUUCUGAUUCAAGUUACUGACGUGAACGACCAUGCCCCAGAGGUUACCAUGUCUGCAUUUACCAGUCUGAUACCUGAGAACUUGCCAGAGACUGUGGUUGCAGUUUUCAGUGUUUCAGAUCUUGAUUCCGAAGAAAAUGGGAAAAUAAGUUGCUCUAUUCAGGACGAUGUACCUUUCUUCCUGAAAUCUUCUCUGGAAAACUUUUACACCCUACUAACAGAGAGACCUCUGGACAGAGAGAGCAGAGACGAAUACAACAUCACCAUCACAGUGACUGAUUUGGGGACACCCAGGCUGAAAACACAGCUCAACAUGACCGUGCUGGUGUCCGACGUCAACGACAACGCCCCCGCCUUCUCCCAAAGCUCCUACACCCUGUUCGUCCCCGAGAACAACAGCCCCGCCCUGCACAUCGGCAGCGUCAGCGCCACAGACAGAGACUCGGGCUCCAACGCCCAGGUCACCUACUCGCUGCUGCCGCCCCGCGACCCGCACCUGCCGCUCGCCUCGCUGGUCUCCAUCAACGCGGACAACGGGCAGCUGUUCGCCCUGAGGUCGCUGGACUUCGAGGCCCUGCGGGCGUUCGAGUUCCGCGUGGGCGCCGCAGACCGAGGCUCCCCCGCGCUGCGCAGCGAGGCGCUGGUGCGCGUGGCGGUGCUGGACGACAACGACAACCCGCCCUUCGUGCUGUACCCGCCGCAGAACGGCUCGGCGCCCUGCACCGAGCUGCUGCCCAGGGCGGCAGAGGCCGGCUACCUGGUGAGCAAGGUGGUGGCGGUGGACGGCGACUCGGGCCAGAACGCCUGGCUGUCGUUCCAGCUGCUCAAGGCCACGGAGCCCGGGCUGUUCAGCGUGUGGCCGCACAACGGCGAGGUGCGCACCGCCAGGCCGCUGGGCGAGCGCGACGCGGCCAGGCACAGGCUGGUGGUGCUGGUGAGGGACAGUGGCGAGCCCGCGCUGUCUGCCAGCGUCACGCUGCACGUGCUGCUGGUGGACGGCUUCUCGCAGCCCUACCUGCCGCCGCCGGAAGCGGCCCCGGCCCAGGCCCAGGCCGACUCGCUCACCGUCUACCUGGUGGUGGCCUUGGCCGCGGUGUCGUCGCUCUUCCUGUUCUCGGUGCUGCUGUUCGUGGCGGUGCGGCUGUGCAGGAGGGACCGGGCGGCCUCGGGGGGUCGCUGCUCGGUGCCUGAGGGCCGCUUUCCGGGCCACCUGGUGGAUGUCAGCGGCACGGGGACCCUGUCCCAGAGCUACCAGUAUGAGGUGUGUCUGACCGGAGGAUCAGGGACCAGCGAGUUCAAAUUUCUGAAGCCUAUUUUACCCAAUUUCCAGGGGCAUUCCCCUGGGCCAGAAAUGCAAGAAAGCUCUAACUUUACAAAUGACUUUGGUUUCAACAUUCACUUAAAAUAAUCAUUGUUCAUAAUCCACAUUUUAACUUUUAUUAUAAAUUCAAUGUAAUGGUUUUUGUGCCAACUUAUUAUGAAAUUUAAAUUAUAUUAAACUUGCCUGUAGGAUUUCUCAUGUCGCUGUGUUUUAAAAAAUGGUAUCUUAUCUUUUUCUUCUUUACUAUAUAUAUCAACAUGAAUGGUCUUAAACAUCAAAACACUGAUGAGGUCAAUUAGUUGUACAAAUCUUUGUUCUGGAAUAGUUAGAAAUGUAUAAGAUGGGAAAUAGUGGAAAAUUCCACGUAAUCAAUCGUCUUUCAUUGUAGAUUUUCUUAUUCUUAAAUCAUUAGAUAUAUAAAAGCAGUAAUACACGAACAUAGUGAAGUGUAAUGGGGAAAGAGAACUGGUACAAUAAGAAUGUUUGUCUUUCAUAGCACUAAACUUCUUUGGUGAUGUUUUCUCUUAAAAUGUUAUAUAACUGUGCUUCCUUUCAUUAAUAUAUUAGUAUUAAUUUUAGUAUAAUUAUUUUAAGUUGUUUCCACUUAAUUUCAUUGGUGUUAAAAGAGAAAGAAAGUGAUACUGUAUUUAUCUAGCGAGAUGAAGUAGCAUGGUGGUGAAAUCAGCCUUUUCCCUUUGAGAAAUACUGACCAUUUGUGGCAGAAACUGUAGUGGCCAUUCAUAUCCAUUUAUGUUUCCUUUUUGAGUAACAGAUCGCAAGUUUCAUUUAUGGCGUUAGUGUGGUUAGUCAAUAGAAUACAUUUUCCCAGCCUCCUUGGUUUUUACAACAGGAUGUAUUACUGGGUUAUAGUUCAUGAGAUAUGUGAAAUGUAUAAAUGUUUAUUCUAGAAAGUCAUUCAUACCACCAAAAAAAAAAAGAGAGAGAAAGAUAAAUAAUUUUUUAAGAAGAAAAAAAAUAAAGAGAAAAAUAUUAAAAAAAGAAAAAGAAAAAAAUGUUAUAGGACACUUCCAAGAAGACUAUUUAAAGAGAUAUGACUCAUCUCUAGGAAUGAGUCCCCUUUUUCCCCUUAACUCCUCCAUGCUGCCUGGCAUUCGUAUGUUAUGGUUAGCACACACACACACACACACACACACACACACACACACACACACAGCUAUAUCGGACCCUAAUGAUGGAAACAAUGAGCUAAGGCAGUUAGUAUAAAACAAAUUUAAAAGAGACAAGAGUCCCUGAUGACCUUGGAGUCAUUCUAUGUUUGCAUUGCCUACUUUUGAAGAUUUUUUACUUAAAAAAUAAAGAAAAUUGUAUCUUAUUUAAGCCACCAAUUAUUUUAGUUUUUAUGCUUCCUCCAGUGGAAUGUAAUCAUAAUUCUUUAAUAGUACAAUUUUUAAUUAAAAUAUUAUAUUUUCAUUAAAAUGCACAGAUCUUAAAUGUACUAUUUAAUCUAACUGUUCUUUAAGCUUUUAUUUCUUGAUUUCUAAUUUAGUUAAAAGUGGUAUACAGAGUGCUUUACAUUUAUUAUCUCUUAAAUCUUUUACCAAACCCUAAGGGGGUUGGCAUAUUAUCCCAUUUUUUACAUAUGAGAAACUGAAGCUUAUAAAUUUAAGUAACUUGCUCAUAAUUCUGAAGUAAUAAAAGGAAAAAAUUGAAAUAUAAUCUAAGUCUAUCUAAUUCCCCUGUUCUUAACCAAUAUGCCAUAUUGUGAGACAUUAAUUGGAAUAUUGUUUUCUAAGUAAGCAAGUGAAAUUUAUCUAUUAUUCCUACCCCUAUUUCAUGGACUAAACUCUCAUGUGGAAAUGUGACUUUUAAUCUAUAGUUUGUAUUUGUUUCUACAUCAAUGGCCAUACUGCUCUAGACAAAGAAGCCUAGAAUUCCUACAGUGCCCUAAGUAAGCUGGAUCAGACACCACCAAUGACCUUGAUGACGAGUGCAUCAGCCUGGUUAUAUGCCUGUACCUUCUCAAUAUGGCACAUAGAUUACUGCAGAAAUGAAUUUGAAUAGGGAGUAGAGUUAGCUUAUGGUUGCCUUUCUCGAAUUUUUUAUGCUCUUUUUUCAGUCUUUUUCUGAUACACACACAGAGAUACAUUUAUAUAUACAUAUAUGAAACAUGUGUUUUCUUUGGGAAGCUGAAACUUGCUUAUUACAUACAUUUUCAUAAGUCCCUUAUUGAAAUUAAAUACCCUAUAUUCAUUUUAGCUUACCAUUUGUUUGAAAGCUGUUGCUAUUCUAGCAUUAAUUCUCAAUGAAAUAACUGAUUUCAGAAAAAUAAAGGUGGCAAUGUUGUGGAGGAAUUUUUAUCACUUAAUAACUUAGAGAUUCUGGAAAUUUAGUAGGAAUAAACUUGAUGGGCUCCAGUUAUUUUCUGUUAAAACUACCUUUAUGUCAUUG
Molecule: messenger RNA, 7228 nt
Organism: Microcebus murinus (gray mouse lemur)
Lineage: Eukaryota; Metazoa; Chordata; Mammalia; Primates; Cheirogaleidae
Product: protocadherin beta-8
Biological process (GO): homophilic cell-cell adhesion
Cellular component (GO): plasma membrane
Molecular function (GO): calcium ion binding
Source: RefSeq, a predicted model, not a curated record